This is a messenger RNA of Anopheles stephensi (Asian malaria mosquito), 2959 nucleotides long. RefSeq names its product Na(+)/H(+) exchange regulatory cofactor NHE-RF3. The record is from RefSeq and is a predicted model, not a curated record. Gene Ontology annotation, cellular component: apical plasma membrane. Gene Ontology annotation, molecular function: protein-membrane adaptor activity; protein binding. The coding region runs from base 492 to 1364 and encodes 290 amino acids. Gene Ontology annotation, biological process: protein localization to plasma membrane. The transcript has 3 exons. NCBI's taxonomy places the organism in Eukaryota, Metazoa, Arthropoda, Insecta, Diptera, Culicidae.
UUUUCUUCUUUUAAAGACUUCGUUCGUUACAAACGGCGCCAGUGCCAGUUAAUAUUGUUGCCGCUCUCUGCCUGGAAGGCUAAAUACAGCAAGCGGUGUGUCGCAUUUGCCUCCUCUCAAAAAACGAACGUUACAGAGUGUUCAGUGUGCAAGUGAUUGAAAAUCAAAAAGUUCCAGUUUUCCCCCCAACCAGUUUUCGCAGCUUUCCAGCGGGUGAACUUAUUGUCGGCAGUCGCAAGAUAACGGAGAACCUCCUGCCGGGAAGUCGGAGUAGGGGGAGCAAGAGCGUGAGCCACGAAAACGUCCAACGAACGAGAUACGGGCCAGCAAGCUCUCCGGACCGGACGGGGCAACCCCUUUAGAGCAGAGCGAUACGUGCGCGUGUGCAGUUGCGUGUCCACCUUCGUGCCGGUAGUGUCGGUGUGCGUGUCGUCGCGUCCAGCUUUGAUAAGUGAAUUCUCCAAUCAAUCGGUGCUUCCCGUGCAAGCGGUAUGACGUCCAAGGGUGCCGCCACGACGAACGGUUCGACCAGCCCGAAGUACGAGCCGCGGCUCUGUCACGUCGUCAAGCGGCCCGAUUUCGAUGGGUACGGGUUUAAUCUGCACGCCGAAAAGGGACGCCCCGGUCAGUACAUCGGCAAGGUGGACGAUGGUUCGCCGGCGGAAUCGGCCGGCCUGCGGCAGGGCGAUCGGAUUAUUGAGGUGAACGGUCAGAACAUCACGACCGAAACGCACAAAAAGGUGGUGGAGCUGAUCAAAGCCGUCCCGAACGAGACGCGCCUGCUCGUGAUCGAUCCGCGGGCGGAUGCGAACGAUCUGAAGCUGGCGCUGGCUAAAGCGGCCGCCGGGAUGGUUAGCAACGGCACGGCCAACGGAACGGCCAACGGACAUCACGAGAGCAAUGGGGUGAAGGAGAAUGGUGUCAAGCAGGACUCGAAGGAUGCGGGCAGCAAGCUGGAGGAGAAGGCAUCACCCAAAUCCACGAACGGAACGAUGGCGGUCGUUAACAACAAUAACAACAACAACAGCAACAACAACAACAACAACCACAGUCACAGCAAUGGUAACGGAACGACGAAGACGCCCAUCGAACCGCCCAUGCUGGAGAAGAUCAUCGACGACACGAAGAAGGUCCUGACCGUGACGGAUGGGGCCGCUGUCGGGAAGAUGGCACUGAACGGUACGGCUCCACCGGUUACGGAACCGACCAAAACCGUACCACCGGCAACCGGCGAGGGCAAGAAGCUUAAUCUACCGAUGACGGCAGCGGAGAUGCGGGCCCAGCUGGCCGCCCGCAAGAAGUACGAUCCCAAGAGCGAGGUGUGUGAUCUGCGCAAAAAGUACGAAAUCAUACAGAAAAUGUAAUGCACAUUUGGCCGGAAAAGCUUAACAUAACCCCCUGUACGAGAGAAAGAGAGAGAGAGAGAGUCCGAUGGUUAAAAGGUGAACGCAAGGUGGACUAAGGAAACCCGCUGUUGCGAGGCGCGGGGUGCGGAUAUUUAUACACCAACAGCUCCUCGAAUGACGAAAUGUGUGCUAAAACACCCCCUAACGCCAUAGGGGAGCCUCCGCGAGGUGGGCUCGUUUGAACAGUAGAUCUUCCGUUUGUUUGCUUAGGGAUAUAGCGGUGAGGCGGAAGUGCGAGUCGCGCGAGUGAUGAUUUAAGGCGGUCGGGCGCAGGUACGAUCAAGCAUCGUAGUGGUAGGAUAGGACGUAGACGUUACUAUGGCCAAACAGGUGUGUGUGUGUGUGUGUGCCCACUGGACGGAGAAAGUAUUGUACCGGAAAUGGUCAAUGUCAAACUGCUGUACCGUUUAUCUACGUAGGGGACCGAGACUCUCCGGAUAAGAAGGUGUGUUGCUCGUGUGUGUGUGUGUGUUUGGACGGUUAUCGGACAGAGCUAUCGAGAUUGGUGCCGCCGGCACGGAUUGGUCGCGAUUGAUCGGUGUUCUAAUUUAUUGUGCCUAUAUCCCGUUCCCUCAAGGGUUCACUUUAUUGUUCGUUUAUUGACCUUUGGCAAAUGUUCCACCACAGAAAAACUAUCCGUCUUGCCCAACAAAAAAACAAAAAAAAACCCUCUUUAAAGCCCUAUUGUGGUCCGAUAGGAAUAUUUUGGUUUGACGUUGCAACGCAGUUACCCGCUAUCGUGCACGCGUUUCAAACCACGUCUGAUAACGGGUGACACGUUAACCCAUCGCACCAGUUCACCCAACUAUAUCAGCACCUUCUUUGUGAUCGGAUCGAUAGAUAAGCCCGCCGGAAAGGUUGACAACGCACGUUGCUCGAUUACGUUCGAGAUGGGAGGACGACGAACACAGAGUCGGGUGGUGAAAAUUAAUUGAUUGGAGCAAAACGGAACACAACGGACGCAUUCUUUAGAUAGCCUAGAGGUUGCUGUUGUGUGGUCAGCUAUCAGAUCGGUGACGAGGUACAGACAGCAUCAGGCAAGAAUGGUUCCAACGAUACUUCUACUGCUAAAAGAACUCACCACCAUGGAAAGGAUCGACAAGAAAGGAAGCAGAACACGUGUGCCAAAAUUCCCCGGACUCCGAUCCCGUCCCGGUCCAAUCGUUGCUCCCCCCCACCUACCAUAGUUUGCAUUUUUUGAGCUUGCAUUAUUUACGGCCUAUCGAUUAGGGUUUUAGUUGCGUAUAGCCAUAUAGGAAGAGAGAGAGAGAGAACACAGCACACAGAAGUGAUCAUCCUCCUCCAGCGAAAGAAAACUAUCAUCACAGAGGUGUAAAUGCCUAAUAUUAGCGAUAAGAGUGGGGGAGAGAGAGAGAGAGAGAGUCACACAACACGCGUCUGUGGAUGGAAGGUUAGUAGCAGUUACAUUUAAGAAGGUACAGUGUAAUGAAAACUUACAAAAGUGGCGUAUACUUGUGGAGAUAUACAACUUGCACCGAACGCAUAAAACGCGCUGUAAUAAGUAGGAAUAAAGUAUUUAUCAUAUAAGCAGA